This is a messenger RNA of Macrobrachium nipponense, 4534 nucleotides long. Its product is annotated as mitotic checkpoint serine/threonine-protein kinase BUB1-like. Gene Ontology annotation, cellular component: nucleus. The coding region runs from base 155 to 4240 and encodes 1361 amino acids. Gene Ontology annotation, molecular function: ATP binding; protein kinase activity. The record is from RefSeq and is a predicted model, not a curated record. Gene Ontology annotation, biological process: protein phosphorylation; meiotic sister chromatid cohesion, centromeric; mitotic spindle assembly checkpoint signaling. The transcript has 27 exons. Lineage: Eukaryota; Metazoa; Arthropoda; Malacostraca; Decapoda; Palaemonidae.
CUCCACAGUGCGCAUGCGCGUGACUCGAGUAGUUGAGAUUCAAAAGUGUAAACAGUCAGCCAGAUUUGAACUGGCUGAUUUUAUUUUAAGUAAUUUCACGUGUGGUGGUCUCCGACCGUGAGCUGCUUUAUAUUGGACAGUUAUAAACAAGACAAUGGAAGCGGAAGGCAAUUCUGAAUCCUGGGAGUUAAGUAAGGAAAAUAUUCAGCCUUUAAAACAGGGAAGAAAUGCCAGUGUUUUGUCUGUUGCUCUGGAUGAUACUGCCACUCGUAAACUCAACAGUAUAAGGCAUGAAUUUGAGGAAGAACUGCGAACUUAUUCUGGUGAUGAUCCUCUUGACGUUUGGUAUCGUUACAUAUUGUGGGUGGAGCAAAACUACCCAAAAGGUGGAAAAGAUGGUAAUCUUAAGAAACUUAUUCAAAACUGUAUCAUUAGUAUUCAAAGGAACAGUGUUGUAAUGGAGAAGUACAAAAAUGAUGGACGUUUCUUGAGCCUCUGGAUUAAAUAUGCAAACAUCUCUCCUAAUCCAUUGGAAGUGUACUCAGCAUUAGAAAGCAAAGAUUUAUGCACUCUUCUUGCUGAUUUCUACAUAAAUUGGUCAUGGGAACUUGAAAGAUUGGGAAAUUUUAAACGAGCAGAUGCUAUUUACCAAAAGGGUCUGGAGGCUAGGGCUGUGCCAUUCGAUGUUUUAGAUGAUGCACACAAAAAGUUUCAAAAUAGAGUUGCCAGGGCAACGGUGGAAGGAAGACCAAAUGAGAGUGAAACAGAUCGGGGAGAUGUCCAUCGUAUAGCUUUAACAGCUUUAAAAGUCCAGGGGAAGAAAAAUAAAGUUGCCAACGAGCGUGUUGGGUCAACUGUGUUGGGGCCUGCUGGCCGUGUUUCACAGAGUGGACCUGUAAGCAAUGCUGGUGGUCCUACUUUUAAUAUAUACCAGGAUAAUGGGAAUUCAUCUGCUGUAGAUGGGGGAAACUGUAUCAAAGGAGGAUCGCUUCCCAUUCGUACCACUGUCAACAAGGAAAAUGUUAAGGAUCCUACAAAAUGGACAAAAGCAAAAGUGUCUCAAAAGACUUCCGGUGUGGUGCCUUUGGAAGAUGUUGGCAAACAUCAAAGACCAGCUUUUGCAGUUCAUGAAGAUGCAGGUGUAUCUCAACUUGGUAUAACUCCUUCCAAGUUACCAGCGACCAGUAAUGUUCUCUCAGUUCGUGAGAACUUUAAUGACUGGAAUGUCCCAUUGUUUGUUCCUGAGCCAUUUGAUCCAAAAGUUCAACCUCAGUAUUGCAAACAUGAAGUGUAUUGUGGAACAGAGGAAUUCUCGUUUGAGGAGUUGAGAGCUGCAAACUACUUCAAGGAAGAAAGAAGGAAGGCAGAGUUAGUAAAGAAGGAACAAGAAAGGGAUGCUCAAAUUCAACAAAUGCGAGAUAUGAUUAGGAAACAAGAGAUGAUGCUUCAACAGUUGUUUCAAAGUCAACAACAGCUUCCUAAUGGUCAGGCGCCACAGAUUACAGUGACGUCACCACAUGAAACUAAUGAUGUGAGUGUUCCUCAAAAAGUGCAGAAGAAAACUGAGAACAAAGAUCAAAGCAUUUAUCAUGACAGUUGGAUUUGUAUGAAUAAGUCAGUCAUUCCAUCCAUAAACCAGUCCGUAAAUGCUUCACUCUUUCUGGAGGAGAACUCUACUCGUGCAUUACAACAGCCAAAACCAGUUACUUUAAAUGCUCUCUCUAGUGAAAUACCAGAGGAGCAAGGACACAAUUUCUCGUCUUGUGCCCCAAACAACAGUGGCCAGGAUGGUUUAAAUCACAGUCAUAGUAGUCACAGCAACUCCAGAGGUCUCAAUUUAACUGAUCCCACAGUCAACACCAAGAUGGCUAUGAAUGCUAUAAAUGAUAUGUGGUCAGUUUCCUUAUUCAAGGAGGACAGUGUUGCUGUGGACGUUGAAUCAAAUGCACCACCUUCAAAGCAAAGUGCACCAUUUGCUAUAUUCCAGGAUAAUGCAUGUGGGAAGGAAGAUGCAAACAUUGCCCAGGAGGCCCCAGCACAGCCAUUCACUAUCUUUCGUGAUGAUGGAAAUCAAGGUACAAAUUUUGCUGCACCAUUUACCAUUCAUCAAGAUCAAGCCACCUGUAACACAAAGGCAGUAAGUGAUGUGUCAGACCCCAAUCAUCUGUAUCCUGAAACCCAAGAUGAAAAUGCACCACCUGAAGGCUUUAAGCAAGAAAAAAAUAUCCGAACUUUGGCAGGUGUUUUGCAGCCUACAACUAACGUCCCAAUGUCAGUAGAAGACGAGAAAGAUGUGGAAGAUGAGAUUGAAGAAAAAAAUCCAACUAGUGAUGAUAACUCUGGUACAAAAGUAGAUUCAAACCCUGAUGAUAACUUGGAAGGAGAUUUCUUCCCUAUAAAUGGAACAUUAAUGGCUGAUUUCACUUUAAAAAUGCCUAACAAUCCAGAAGCAUUUGCAAAAAGUCUAAAAAUUGCCUCCACGCCAGCUUAUUUCCUCAAACAAGAUGAUGGAGAUGACAAAACAAUUGGUAAUCUCCUUAAACAAGGCUGCUUCUUCCCAUUUGAAGAGGAGGAGGAGGAAGAGGAGAAAAAGGAAGACAGUGGAGAAGUGAUGCCACCACCUAGCACAAGUCGUCCCGUGUCAUCCCCUCAUGGAAUAAGUGCCAAACCUCUAUCACCUAUUAUGGAGGCUUCCAGAGAAUACAAGUCAUCAUCAUCAAGCAGUUCAGGAUAUUCCACAACUUCAACAUUAUGUUCAAAUUCUAUUCAUGGUGUCACUCAGUAUGGUGGAUUGUCAACAACCCAAACAUUCCGCUUUAGGCAUAAUUCAAAUUCACAAGCCGAGUCAGUGCUGGAAACUGGAACUACCACGCAGACUGGAGAUUUCACAAAAUCUGGAUACCUUGCUGACAAGUCAAGAGGUGAAAGUAUUGCUGAAACCAAGCAUAAAAAUCCAACAUCUCGGAACUACCUAAUGACUGAGGAGGAAGGAGACACUUUUGAUGCCCAUAAAGCUGCAAUGAUGUUAAUGGAGAUGGACAGAGUGCCAGUGCCAUCACCUCCCAAAGCAGUGUCUAAGGGGGUUACUGUCACUAAGGUACUAUCAGAGAAUAAUUUUCCUGAGAAAAUAAACCCAUUUUGUAAAGAACUGGUAGGAAAGCUGUUGGACAACUUGAAUGAAAAAGUGGAGACCCGUGGAGGAUAUGUGCAAAUGGAUGGAAAACUACCAUUAAUCAAGCCAAAUGUGCAGCUGACCUUGGGGAAGGAAAUGUUUUAUGUUCGCCGUUUGCGAGGUGAAGGAGCAUAUGCUAAAGUCUUCCAAGCUGCAACACUUGACCCUCUUAAUGUAACAGUUUUUCCUGAUAUUGAUGGUAAAGAUGAGGACGAUAAUGAUGAUGAUGAUGAGCAUCAGAUAAUUUUGAAACUUCAAAAACCAUCAUGGCCAUGGGAGUUUUAUAUAUGUCAUGAACUUCGAAGUCGAUUAAAAGCCAAGCAAUAUAAAACAGAUGUAUUAGAUUCAAUUAUGAGAGUCAAUCGUGGAUACUUCUUUACUAAUGGCUCCAUAUUAGUAAAUGAAUAUCACAAGCAUGGCACCUUAUUGGACGUUGUUAAUCGGUACAAGCUUUCAGGAAGUACCUUACCUGAUGGAAUAGCAAUUCUGUUCAUGAUUGAAGUUAUGUCAAUUGUUGAAGCCCUUCAUAGUUGUAAUAUAAUUCAUGCAGACAUCAAGCCUGACAAUUUCCUGAUCAGGGGUAUGCCAAAGAUCAAUUGUUCAGCAAGCACACCUAAAGAUGUUUUUGAACAAUGUCCGUCUUCAUUGAAACUUAUAGACUUUGGAAGAAGUAUUGACAUGCAGUUGUUGCCAGAAGGAUCAACAUUUACAGAAGUGGUAAAAACAGAAGGCUUCACUUGUUGUGAAAUGAGGGAAGGAAAACCUUGGACGUAUGAGACAGACUAUUAUGGUGUAGCUGCUAUUGCUUACUGUUUUCUGUUUGGUUCUUAUAUGGAUGUCAAGAAAAAUUCACUUGGAAAAUGGGAACUAAAACAAGGCACAAUGAAAAGGUAUUGGAAGAGGGACUUGUGGCAGUCAUUUUUUUCCACACUUCUUAAUUCCCCAUCUCCAAAUUCACUGAGCAAACUGAAAGAAGACUUUAUGAGAAAAUUUGUUGAGUUGAUUGGAGAAAAACAUUUCAGUUCAAAAUUAACAGAGUUACAAAAUAUUUUAGCUCAAAAACUUUAGUUUCACAAUAGAGUGAACUUUCAUGUAUUCCAGUGGUAUAUUGAAAUAUUUUUAGCGAGUAUUAAUUUUUUACCCAAUCUCAAAUUUUUUGUUAAACGGUAAGUGUAAGCAGAUAUAACCAUCUUGGUGUACCUAUCUUUUUUCUAAUUAUGGACUACUCUUUUUAUAGAUUGUAAGAUAGCUUCAAGUUUUUUAUGUCAUACUUUUAGAUGGAUAAAUCUUGUAACAUUGGUUUAUUGUACUACUGUACUGAUAUUCUUGACAUUUAUACACCAAAAUAAAGUAUAGUUUUUA